AUGAGUGCCUCCGAAACCGCCAAGUCUAGCAAAAUUACAUCCCAUUCUUACUCCCAUUUGAGAAAGUACCCACUUGUGGCGGAUACCAGCGCGUUUGUGGAGCGGUUCUCCACAGUCAAGGUGAUUGAGUCCUACACAAAUACUCUUGUCACAAGACUGGUUGGGCUGCUGUCUAACGUCUCUAUUGCGGUCUCUAUCCUCAACUAUCUGGACCAAACCACGGAUGCCGCACUUUCGUACGUGGACAAAACUUUCCCUUCAAUCACAUCUGUUUCAUACGAGUCCAUCUCCAAGACUCUGGAAAGCUACUACAACGGCUGGGCCAGCCAGUCUGUCAAGCGUGUGAGAACCACUUUCUCGAAUGCAACCGCAGUUGUCAGAUCGCGCGUCAGCUCCGUGGUGAAGAUCUUGAACGAUUAUUACGAGGCAGUCAUUGACAGACUGCUCCCGCUCGAGAAACAGGCUGAGGCCAAAGCACAGGAGGUCUCCGACGCCGCCCAGAGCGAGCUCGCAAGAUCAAGAAAACUUCUGUCUUCCACAUACGAAAGAGCGCAACCAUACGUGAGCCAGGUGUCUUCUCUGCCAACGUACGUCACAGAGGUGUACAGCGACGAAAAAGCGUCUGCUUCGACCCCAGUGGCACUUGCCAAGACGUCCAGAAGACUUUCUAACGAGGCAUACACCUCGGCCAUCAAGCCAACGUACGACGCCAGAAUCAAGCCGACCGUGGACAGACUCAUUGGCUCGCGGACCGAGUCUCCUGUGGACAAGGUGGUUGAGGCCGUGAACGGAUCGCUCUGA
Molecule: messenger RNA, 801 nt
Organism: Ogataea philodendri
Lineage: Eukaryota; Fungi; Ascomycota; Pichiomycetes; Pichiales; Pichiaceae
Exons: 1
Coding region: 1-801 (266 amino acids)
Source: RefSeq, a predicted model, not a curated record